Molecule: messenger RNA, 2022 nt
Organism: Phymastichus coffea
Lineage: Eukaryota; Metazoa; Arthropoda; Insecta; Hymenoptera; Eulophidae
Exons: 5
Coding region: 1-2022 (673 amino acids)
Source: RefSeq, a predicted model, not a curated record
AUGUGUAACAGCAACAGCAAUAGUGUCGAAGAUGUUUAUAUCGACGAGUGUAUCAGGUUCAUUAUGUCUUCCACUACAAAUACAAAACAACGUUACAAAAAUUGUAUUAGAUGCAACUUGAAUGAAAGAAAAUCAACGGGCUACAAAAGGUUUAUUCAAUCACAAUCUGUGGUGGAUGAUUUGAAAAAAUGUCUUAACGUUGAUGCUGAAAUUGACGAUUUUAUCUGUAGCAAGUGUUACGCUGUUUUUUCAUGUACGAGGAGUAGAUUGACAAAAGAAGAGGCGACAACAACAAAUCAGUCUGAAGAUAAAGUAUCCCAAUCGUUCAGCCAACUAUCUGUUUCUUCAACAAAUUCGUCUCAACAAACUGAUCCUGGAGAUCCUCCUAUAUUGUUUACUGAACGAAAGAUAGUCGAGGAAGACGAAAUAGAAUUACUUAUACCAAGAUGUAUUGCCACACAUAAAUAUUGCUGUAUAUGCAGAAAAGAUCGUAAUCUUAUGGCAGUACCAAUGGAAGCCCGGUUGCAAGUUUUCACUGUGAGGAAUAUUUUCAUUCCCGCUGAAGUUAUGAAUGACAUCAUAGCAACAUCUAAUGUUAGCAGUAUGAAAGCUUCUGAUGUUUCUAAUUUUUUACAAAAGUUCAGAAUAGAUGUUGAUAAAGAGCUUACUGACAAAGUUGGAGAUUUUUCUUUACCUGAAAAUCGUCUCAUCAUUUUCACGGGCUUGACAUGGGAAAAUCUUUUCGAACUGCGUGCAAUGAUGACAUCACUACGUAAUUCAGAUUCUCGAAAUGUCACUCAAGCCAUCGUCGUAUUUUUAUUCAAACUGCGAACAGGCAACUCUAAUAACGUUAUUUCUUCUGUGCUCGGUUUGGAGCGUCCUCAACAAGUGUCUGAUUUUUCAGCUUCAGUAUUAGAAUCAUUUGAAAAAGAUGUGCUACCAUCUCGUUUUGGUAUAAAAGCAGCGAACCGACAGUACUUGAUAGAAAAUCACACUGCUCCAGUCGCAAAAUUAUUACACGAUUUGAACGAUAGUCAACUGGGUCAAAAAAAAGCUCCGUUGUGCAAACACUUUACAAUUUGCACAACUAAUGGUUAUAUAGUAGACAUGUUGGGCCCGUAUUAUGCGAAUGUUAACGAUGCAAAAAUACUUGAAGAUAUUUUUAAUGAUCCUGAAGGUUUAGUCACUCUUUUAAGGCCUGGUGAUAAAUUUUUUUUGGACAGAGGUUUUAGAAAUGUUAUUUGCAAGUUAACUGAAAUGGGGUAUGAAGGAUUCAUGCCAGCAUUAAAAGGUCAACGAAAACAGCUAACAGCCACUGAGGCAAAUAAUUCACGCAUGGUUACAAUUGUACGUUGGGUCGUUGAAGCAAUCCACGGUGUUAUCAGCCAAAAAUACAAACUUUUACAUAAUCAAUUUGACAAUAAAAUGAUUCCGCACGCAGGAACAUACUAUCGCAUAGCUUGCUUUCUUAUCAAUCUAUUUGGGGAAAGAUUCGUCUCCAGCAUUUCUAGUAGUGAAGAAGUGGUUAACCUUAUGAAAAGGAAAAAAGACACGGGCAACAGCUUGGCGGAAGAAGCGGAAAGUGGAAGAUGGAAUUUUCCAGAAAUGACAGAAGAAGAUUUGAAAAUUUUUUUCACAGGAACGUAUCAGUUGAGCCAAGCAAUUUCGUAUUUAGCUGAAUUAAUUGAUGAAGAGGGUCGAGUAAAUAUUGAUUAUCUAAAGGAAUCAUCAAGUGUACUCAAAAUUCAAGUUCGUUCUCGCCACAUAUCUGCCAAAACAUAUAAUUGCUACAUAGAAUAUACUCCUAAUUCGAUUGGAUAUGGUGGAGUCAAAAGAUACUAUUGUGAAUGUGCAAAUGGAAUGAGAACCGUUGGUUGCUGUUCACAUAUAGCUUCAGUAAUUUACUUUUUAUCGCAUGCUCGAUACUUGUCUAAAAUUAUAAGGCCGACUGAAAAAUUGACAAAAAUCUACCAAGAAAAAGAAAUAGUUCCUGUCAUAAAUGAUGACAGCGAUGAAGAUUAA